This is a messenger RNA of Vombatus ursinus (common wombat), 465 nucleotides long. RefSeq names its product calmodulin-like. Gene Ontology annotation, molecular function: enzyme regulator activity; calcium ion binding. The transcript is spliced from 2 exons. The record is from RefSeq and is a predicted model, not a curated record. NCBI's taxonomy places the organism in Eukaryota, Metazoa, Chordata, Mammalia, Diprotodontia, Vombatidae. The coding region runs from base 16 to 465 and encodes 149 amino acids.
UUGUUCUUUGUCUUCAUGGCUGAACAACUAACUGAAGAGCAGAUUGCAGAAUUCAGAGAAGCCUUUUCAUUAUUUGACAAGGAUGGAGAUGGUAGUAUAACAACAAAGGAAUUGGGAACUAUAAUGAGGUCGCUUGGGCAGAACCCCACGGAAGCGGAAUUACAGGACAUGAUUAACGAAGUCGAUGCUGAUGGUAACGGCACAAUUGACUUUUCAGAGUUUCUGACUAUGAUGGCAAGAAAAAUGAAAGACACAGACAGUGAUGAAGAAAUUCGAGAGGCAUUCCGUGUGUUUGACAAGGAUGGUGAUGGUUUUAUCAGUGCGGCAGAACUUCGCCAUGUGAUGACAAACCUUGGAGAGAAGUUAACAGAUGAAGAGGUCGAUGAAAUGAUCAGGGAAGCCGAUAUGGACGGUGAUGGCCAAGUAAACUAUGAAGAAUUUGUUCAAAUGAUGACAGCAAAGUGA